Penicillium manginii is the source of this 1113-nucleotide messenger RNA. RefSeq lists its product as uncharacterized. The record is from RefSeq and is a predicted model, not a curated record. Gene Ontology annotation, biological process: biosynthetic process. The coding region runs from base 1 to 1113 and encodes 370 amino acids. Gene Ontology annotation, molecular function: L-2-aminoadipate:2-oxoglutarate transaminase activity; pyridoxal phosphate binding. Lineage: Eukaryota; Fungi; Ascomycota; Eurotiomycetes; Eurotiales; Aspergillaceae. The transcript has 4 exons.
AUGGUGUCACUCGAGCCGAUUGAUCUAUUCCAAGGACGCCCCGCACCAGACCUCCUUCCAACAGAACAUCUCAAAAAUGCUGCUGUUAAAGCCCUUUCUGAUAAAAGCGUCUCAGACCCCGGUCUAGGCUACGGACCUGAUGAGGGAUAUUUCCCAUUGAGACAGAAUAUAGCGAGUUGGUUAUCAGCUUUUUACGAGACCCAGCAACCUGCCAAUGCAGAACGUAUCUGCAUCACGGGCGGUGCAAGCCAGAAUCUGAAUAGUAUUCUGUCAGUUUUUACUGAUCCUCUUCUGACCAGGAUGGUCUGGCUGGUGGAACCUACCUACCAUCUCGUUUUUCGCAGCUUCGAAGAUGCGGGUUUUCAUGGGAGGAUGAGGGGAAUACCGGAGGAUGAAGAGGGUAUGGAUGCCGAUGCUCUCGAGGGGGCUCUGGGGUUAUUCGAGGAGGGUGAGGAUUCAAUUCCCGACAUGGCUAAUAAAACUUCAAUCAAACCCCACAAAUCCUACCGCAAAAUAUACAGACAUGUCAUUUACUGCGUCCCAAGUUUCUCGAACCCCUCUGGGACGACGAUGACCACGUCAAGACGCGAGUCGCUGGUCAGAAUAGCGCGGAAAUUCGACGCACUGAUCGUGUGCGACGAUGUCUACGACUUUCUCAACUGGGAUCUGCAAGAUGUGAAACAUACGCCGAGUUCGUUCCAGCGCCUUGUUGAUAUCGAUCGCACUCUUGACGGAGGUCCGUCAGAUUACUUCGGGAAUGUGGUUAGCAAUGGUACUUUCAGCAAGCUUAUAGGCCCGGGAUGUCGUGUGGGUUGGGCUGAAGGGACGGUGAAGUUUGCAUAUGGUCUUUCUCAAGCGGGCCAAAAUAUUUCCGGCGGUGCACCAUGCCAGCUCAUGUCGACUUUCGUCAAUGAGCUUCUUGAGGGUGGGAUUCUGGAGCAGCAUAUCGCAACGGUUCUUAUUCCACACGGUCGUCGGCGACACUUGGCCAUUCUCGCUGCUGUGAAGGAGCAUCUCAGUCCUCUCGGCGCGAUGAUGUCUUCUGAUAUUAACUGCCUGCUCCUCUCACGGCGGCUGAGGUUUGUCGGAGAGCAUCCGAGACGCAAAAUUUGA